Molecule: messenger RNA, 1278 nt
Organism: Botrytis deweyae
Lineage: Eukaryota; Fungi; Ascomycota; Leotiomycetes; Helotiales; Sclerotiniaceae
Exons: 1
Coding region: 1-1278 (425 amino acids)
Source: RefSeq, a predicted model, not a curated record
AUGACUAAGAAGACCAUUAAAAAAUCAAUCCUGAAAAAGGCAGCCAUGAGAAAGGCACUGAUGAGAAAGACAGCGAUGAAAAAGAAGACCAUGAAGAAGAUGUCCACGAAAAAGACAGCCAAAGAGAAUGCAACCAUCGAUAAUACAAUCAUGGCUAUGGAUAACAUGGAAAUAGAUACCCCUACUUCAAGCUGGCUCACAGCAAGUCAAACUCAGGCCUUUAAGGCUCUCGAACGCUCAACCGAGGACGAUAGCUUUUUUGCAUUUGAGUUUCUUCCUCUCGAGGUUCAGGUGAUGAUUUUGAAGUACGCAUUACCUCAAAAGCGUCUCAUUCGCAUGGGAUUUAGAACCGUGUUCAACAAUUUCAACAUGAUCUUGAACUUUCAGAUGCUACCUGAUAUGCAUCUCACACCAUUGCUCAAUACCUCCUGGCUCUUCAAUAACGAGGUGAACAAGGAAUUCAAGAAAGUGGAGCUUCGGAAGUAUUCCAGAGGUGUAAAGUCAAAGCUUUACAAGGCAUUGCACGACGAAAAUUACUCUCCUCCCGACUAUUUCUGGGAUCGCUGUAGACGCAAUAUCUUUCAUGAGAGAGGAUCCGGAUACCGCUCUUUAAGCCAUGUUUAUAUCCGACCCGAGACUGACACAUUAAUCAUUGAUUAUCGCCAGCUUUUCAUCCUCUACUUCGUCGGUGGAUCCAUUGACUUGUCAAAUGUUAAGCAUAUCGCCCUCGCUAAUGUAAGACCAUUCCAAUGGGACUGGCCAUACCAUCGUCUCCAAGAAGAUGAUGUUGAUCGCUUAAUACACGGUUUGAUCAGUGUCGAAUGUCCCAAUCUCGAAAAAUUGACAUACAUCAUUUCAAACGACGACCCGAUGACCGAGAUGCACCUCGAUACAGAAGAAGUGAUUUUUGACGUCAAUGAUGAAUUAUACUACCAGGAUUUCGAGUUUGAAGAUGGAACAUUGCACAAUGAGCGCCCCCAUAGCUUGAUGCAAGCAAAGGCAGAAGUGGAUGAUUGCUUUCAAGGUUUUCUUGGACAGCUUGGCUCUGGAUUUAGACUCAAGGACGAUUUUAUGAAUUUCUGGAAGGUGCACGUACCGGGUGUAGGCAUGAUUGCGCGAUUCGAUGCGGAUGCAGAUUGGCGUUUACGGAAGAAGCGUUGCCCAGAGCCUAGGUAUUAUUUUGUGGGAUUCGAUACUUAUUUGCCCGCUCAUGCUGAUGGCACGAUUCUGGGUCCGUAUAAGGGAUUGGCGCAAAUCUUUGAGGGCGCACCAUGGUGA